UUGGCAUCGUAGGCGCAAAAUUUUAGCGCCAACUUUUGCUCCAAGAUAUGUAAGCAAAUAUGUAACAGUUUUUGAGACACAUGCUAAGAUUGUAGUUAAAAAACUCGCAUCUAAAGUUGGAAAAGGAAAUAUCUCAUGUUGGGAUUAUAUCAGCCGUUAUGCAUUGGAUUCGAUUUGUGAGACAGCGUUUGGUGUGAACGUUGAUGUGCAGCGGCAACCUGAUCAUCCAUUCUUCAAUGCUUUCGUAGAAAACUUAAAAAAUAUCGCUGCUCGCUUAUGUCAACCUUGGUUACAUGUUGAUGCUCUUUACAAAUUAUUGCCUGUGUAUAUAAGACAAGAGCAUACGAAGAAAAUAAUAUAUGACUUCGUGAAUGACCUUAUUUGUAAAAAGAAAGCACUGAUUGAAGAAAGAGAUGGAAUUGAAGCGGAAGUUGAUAACCAUAAAAUCAAAGUUGAUGUUAAAUCAUUCUUAGAGUUAAUGAUAGAGAGUUCUAAGAAUAUUGAUAAAGCAUAUACACUCGAAGAAUUACGGGAAGAAAUACUUGUACUUGCGUUGGCGGGUACUGAUACAUCAACAGUAGGAAUUUGCUUCACAAUUUUAUUAUUGUCCCAAUAUUCAGAUGUUCAAGAAAGAGUAUACAAAGAAAUUCAAGAAUUUUUAAGUAAUUCAGAAAAGUCUCUUCAGGUGGAAGAUCUGUUAAAAUUAAAAUAUAUGAAAGCGGUUAUAAACGAAACACUGCGACUUUAUCCACCUGUUCCCUUUAUUGCAAGAUAUUGUAAGCAAGAUUUAAAACUACCUACGGGUAUAAUUUUACCAGAAGGUAGUAACGUAGCUAUCAGCAUCUGGGGCAUACACCACAAUCCUCAGCACUGGGGAGAAGCUGUGAAUGAUUUUAAUCCUGAUCGUUUUGUGUCUGGAAAAAUACCAAAAGCUUUUAUGCCAUUCAGUCAUGGCCCGCGGAACUGUGUUGGGCAUCAGUAUGCGAUGCUAUCAAUAACUACAACCUUGGUAACACUCCUGCGACAGUACCGCUUCACUCCAGCUACAAAUUUCACAUACGACAAAAAUAAUCCACUUCGACUUUCCUUUGACCUUAUGAUGAAGCAUGUUGAUGGUUUUUCAGUUCAAGUAGAACAUCGCCAAUAA
Molecule: messenger RNA, 1147 nt
Organism: Nymphalis io (European peacock)
Lineage: Eukaryota; Metazoa; Arthropoda; Insecta; Lepidoptera; Nymphalidae
Product: cytochrome P450 4g15-like
Exons: 7
Coding region: 479-1147 (222 amino acids)
Molecular function (GO): monooxygenase activity; iron ion binding; oxidoreductase activity, acting on paired donors, with incorporation or reduction of molecular oxygen
Source: RefSeq, a predicted model, not a curated record